AUGAUUCUCAAAACAUUGAAAAUUGAUCAAUUGGUGCAAGAUUGUAAGACAGCGCUAGACUACAAUACUACAAGUACAUCCAAUGACAACAUUUAUCUGGUGUCACUGUUUAGUAGCGGUUUGUCGACGAACGUGCGAUGUGAUAUGACGACGGACGGAGGGGGGUGGACGGUUAUAAUGAACAGAGAUAAUGGACACCUGAACUUCCAAGAUAAACGAAUGAGCGAUUACGCGAAAGGUUUUGGUGACAUCCGUGGCGAAUUUUGGAUGGGACUUGAAGCCAUGCACAAUUUAACAAGGGCCGGUCGUCACUACCAGUUACGAGUGGAAUUAGUCGAUGCUUCGGGGAGGAAACUCUACCAAGUUUACGAUGACUUCUCUAUUGGUGCAUUCCCAGCUUUUACUCUCUAUGUUGGGGCUAACAGAGGAACAGCAGGCGACUCACUAAGCGUGCACGACGGCUUCGGUUUCUCGUCAAUGCUGCCUAACAUUGACCGCGAUUCCAACGCAGCUAGCUGUGCAGAGUAUCUCCAAGGCAGCUGGUGGUUCCAUAGUUGCGCUGACUCGUGUCUCACGUGCAAAUACUAUAUACCGGGUACUAACAACUGCCGAUCAAUGGCUUGGAACUCUGUCGCAUAUUGCCAGUCUUUACGAGAGGUGAGGAUGAUGGUCCGGCCAAUGUAA
Mya arenaria is the source of this 684-nucleotide messenger RNA. RefSeq names its product fibrinogen C domain-containing protein 1-B-like. Bases 1 to 684 code for a protein of 227 amino acids. The record is from RefSeq and is a predicted model, not a curated record. Lineage: Eukaryota; Metazoa; Mollusca; Bivalvia; Myida; Myidae. The transcript is spliced from 5 exons.